Messenger RNA from Westerdykella ornata, 1310 nucleotides. RefSeq lists its product as uncharacterized. The transcript has 2 exons. The coding region runs from base 69 to 1151 and encodes 360 amino acids. NCBI's taxonomy places the organism in Eukaryota, Fungi, Ascomycota, Dothideomycetes, Pleosporales, Sporormiaceae. The record is from RefSeq and is a predicted model, not a curated record.
UGAAGCUGUAGCUUUCAACAUUUCGCGACAUUCUCGUUGCUCUUCCCCAACCGCAUAUAUCCACCACCAUGUUAGACGCCGACGACUUCGCGUCCGUCUUCCCCGACGACAUUGCGUACGACAAUGAGCUCAUCGAAGAGAUUCAAGAGAACAAGAAGUCGCUAGGCGGGCGCACAUUCUUCGAGCGACUCCUCGAGCUCCUCCAGAUAAAAUCAGUGCGCAGAGCAUACCCACCGCCAACACCCUCCCACCUCGAAAAGCUGCACGAAGCCAUCGUCUCCGCGCCCAUAGCGCAGCACUACAAGCACAGCCUGCUCUUCUACCUGCUCAAGGACCUGGACGGCGCGUACGAAGGCGAGACGGAGCUGUCGACGACGUUCGCGCGACGCGUGCAGCUCGCGCCCCGGUUCUGGACCUUUGUCGAGGGCCUCUGGGCGCUGGAUCAUCUCGAUUGCCGUACCGCGGUCGCGAGGCUGACGCAUCCGAGUAUUAUCCCCACGUUUCCGGAUGAGAUUAUGUUGGUUUUGUUGAGUCGGGCGGCGGCGGGGCAGCAGGGUCGCCGCCGGGGGGUUGGUGCUACUGCACGCGAGGGGAGGGAGAGGGAGAGGGAAGGCGAAGAUGUGAGCGUGUUGCCGCUUGCGUAUUACGACUGUGCGAAUCCGCCGCUGGUGGGGCAGCAGAUCAAGGUGGAGUUUGUGCGGUACUUGGCUGCGCGCAGUGUGACGGAGACGUUUUACUGGAUCCGGGCGAGGCCGGAGCAGGAGCAGAGGGUGUUGUUGGAGGUGUUGGUGAAGGAGACGUUGGAUAGGCAUGCGUGGGAUGAGGAGGAGGAAGCAGGGGAGGGGCAAGAUGGAGCGGCGACGUAUUCGAGGGAGGAGAGGGCUGUGGAGCUUGUGGGGUUGCCGUUUACGGAGGAGGAGGAAGAGUGGGUGGAAAGUUAUUUGACGGAGGGGAAGGGGAGGACGCUUAGGGGAGCGGCGGAUACGGUGCAGAUGAGGAGGAUUGCGACGGGGCGGUUGGAGAAGGUGGUGGCGGAGGGAAUGGCCAAGGGGAGGAAGUAUGAGCAGGUGAAUUGGGAGGUAUUGAGGGACGGGAUAAAGAGGGGGUUGGGACCGCGGGGUGAGCUCGAAGGCAUGGGCUUGAGCGCUUAGGAGAGAUACUCUGGGUAGAAGAUGGCCUACCUUCUGAUUUCAAGGCAUAGCGGCGGAGUUUGGGGGUUUUAGGUUCCAGGAUCUGAUAUGGGAAUCCACUCCGGGCUGUUAUUUUGUCUUCCAAUCACCAUAAUAUUGAUGACCUGCCCUUCACUAUCU